AUGGAAAAUAAACCUCACUUUUCUAUUGUUUUUGUUGUUAUAAUUUCCUUAACGGCAUCGAUGUUAUGUUCCAACGCACAAUUGGAAGCAAAAAAUCCCGUAACUGAUGUAUGUUUGGGUUGCUUAUGUGAAGCUACAAGUGGAUGUAAUCAAACGGCUAUCUGUAAUUACGGUGCUUGUGGCCUUUUCCGUGUUACUUAUGCCUAUUGGGUUGAUGGCGGCAAAUUGACUUUAAGUAAUGAGUCGCCCGAUUUACCAGAGGCCUUUCCUAACUGUGUAAAUGAUCCGUAUUGCGCUGCAAAUACCAUACAAAACUAUAUGGCACGUUACAAGCAGGAUUGUAAUGACGAUGGAGAAAUCAAUUGUUAUGACUACGCCGCCAUCCACAGAUUGGGUGGGUACGGUUGUAAAGGUGCUUUACCUCCUCGUUACUAUGAGACUUUGAACUCCU
Molecule: messenger RNA, 451 nt
Organism: Glossina fuscipes
Lineage: Eukaryota; Metazoa; Arthropoda; Insecta; Diptera; Glossinidae
Product: lysozyme-like
Exons: 3
Molecular function (GO): lysozyme activity
Source: RefSeq, a predicted model, not a curated record